Molecule: messenger RNA, 2664 nt
Organism: Chaetomium globosum CBS 148.51
Lineage: Eukaryota; Fungi; Ascomycota; Sordariomycetes; Sordariales; Chaetomiaceae
Exons: 8
Coding region: 1-2664 (887 amino acids)
Biological process (GO): DNA-templated transcription
Molecular function (GO): carboxy-lyase activity; zinc ion binding; DNA binding
Source: RefSeq, a predicted model, not a curated record
AUGUCGGAUACACAAGAGAGCCCCAGCGUCGAGGAUCUGACACCAGAGGAGGCAAAUCGCAUCAUCCAUUCGCAUCGCAAAGUGCGCUACGCCGUGGCCGUGUCUCACCCGCCAUGUGCUCCCCGUACAGAACCCGACACCACCGAGACGACGCGUUAUGUGGGCCAGAACAGCAUACCAGCCCUUCUUCGAGAACAAACCUCCGCCAACGAGCCCCAGGAGGUCAGCGGGAUCCGCCAAGACAUGCGCUCCCUACUCGGCCUGGACAACUCGGCGCCCUUCCCGCUGAUGUCCUCGCGCCAUCUCGACAGGUUGACCUUGGACAUUUCAUCCGAACUGCCGUCCGACCGGGAGGUGAUGAAGCUAUUCCGGACAUACAAGGAAAUUCCGCAACCGUUCUGGGGCUUCGUCAUCGACAUCGACGAUCUUGAAUCCCGCCUCAUGGUCUACCUCGAGGACCGAGCCAAGAAUGCCAGGUCGUCAACCAAAUCCACAAAGGCGGUAUCGGCCUCAUGGUUGUCGAUACUAUUCGCCGUCCUUGCCGUCGGCUCUCAGUACCACGACUCCCCUUACCAUGUGCGGACGAGGGACUCGCAAAAAUACAUUCAGAUAUCGUUCCACUUCUUGAGGAUUGGCAACUUUCUACUAAGGCCGAAUCUGGACUCCAUACAAGCCCUACUCAUGACCAGCUUCGUGCUGCUCAACGACAUGAAAGCCGAAGCCUCGUGGGCGCUCCUCGGCCUCACCUGCCGGCUUGCCCAAUCGCUCGGCCUGCACCGGGCCCAACCACUGGAUGGGCGGCAGACCCCAGAUGCUGCGCGAAAGGAGGUAGCCAGGAGAAAGCUAUGCGCGAACACCGAGGGAUGGGCGUACCUCGAAGCUAUGUUCAACCUAUGCCAGAUCAUCUCCCAAAGGUUAAAUCCCGAUACCAUCGCAGGCGCCACCUACGCCGAGAUCCUCGACAAUUGUGAGGCGGUUGAGAACAUCCGCAGCAAGCUGUCGAUUCAUCUGCGUAGCAAGGAGGCGUACAGCAACCAUCUCGAUGCGGCGCAGAAGCAGUUUCUCGCGGACAGGUGCAAGGCGAACCUGACCGAGACGGUGCGCAUGUUCCUCGCGAUGCACCAGCUGUCCGUAAUACCGACCCGCUCCUGGGCAUUCACCUACCACGGCCUGUCGUCGGCCGUUCUCUUGGGAAUUUUGGGCGAGACUAAAGCGGAUGCCGAGGUCCGACAGCUCCAAGGAGACCUCAUAUCCGCCCUCUCGGCGACGGCGGCCAAGGAGCAAACCUCGCCCCAUCCCAAUAUUCGCAAAUCGGACCUUGACAUCGAGCUGUCCGGUCCGUUGUCGCGAGCCCUCGCGGCGCUCAAGAACAUUUAUGAUCACGGGUCUGUCGUAGGCCCUCAAGUCAAAAGGGAGAGGAGCAUUUCUGGCACGGCGUCGGGCACACGCACACCACUGCCGCACAUACCGCCGGCCGGACUCCUCACUAGCGGCAGCAUGAUACAUGACCCGCGAUCGGUGCCUGUGAGCCUAGAUCCACACCAACACGCGGCGCUGGCCAUGACUGAGCUACAGCAGCAGAGCGGCGGCUCGGUGGCUGACUUUUCCGCUGGCAUUCCCUUUUCCCAGAUGCCCCCUAGCUCUAGUGCGCAGCAACUCCCCGAAAUGGCAUUCGAUCCAGCGAGCUACAUGUCACCGAUGGAUCUGUAUGAUUCCAUCUUUUGGGCCAAGAAUCUUGUCGCUACUCUCCCACGUCCCUUUAGCAAGUUGACCGAGUUCGAGCACGUCCCACUCUUCGACAUUGAGUCCUUUGUCAACCGGUCCGUCAAAACCCGGCAAAUGGAAGCCAAAAGUCGCCGGUCGAAAAUCCCGCGGCCUAUGAACGGCUUUUUGCUCUACCGCAAAUGUUACCUGGGACGCGCCAGGGCCUUUUGCAAAAGGCUCUCUGUGAACCAGCAAAGUUACUCUUCUGUUCUCGGGGCGAGUUGGAACCUGGAGACAAAGGAAGUUCGGGAGAGAUUUUUUACCUUGUCACGCUCUGAGAAGCAGAUGCAUCAGGAAGCUUUCCCUCAGUGGAGGUACCGUCUGGAAAGGCGGAAGCAGGCGAUUUGGGAAGACGGACACUGGGUAUGCCCCCCGGCCUGGGCCCUCAAGUCCGUUGUCCAACACGGAAAGGAACAUAUGCCCACUUCCUAUGGCCCAGUCGUUAGGGAGAACAACUCCAGCCCUGGGCGGGACGUGCCAGUGUCCCAAAUGCACGAGCCCCAGUCCCCGCCGACAGUCCACCCUGAGCAUGAUGAUGAGCCACAUGCGGAUGCGCCUCCCCAACCCGCUACUUUUCCUCCUGACAACGCCCCAAACAGGGACCCCCUCACAGAUGCUACCACCAGAGUCCAAUCUGGGCAUGGUGGCGAGGUGGAUGCGGAUGCACACCCCCUCCCGGCUACGUGUACUUCUCCUCCUAGCAACGCCCCAAACUUGGACCACCUCACAGAUGCUACCACCAGCAUCGGUGACAUUGAUCUUGCGCUGUUAUUCCCCGAACUAGCAAACAAUGACCCGAAACUCGAUGAGUAUUUGACCUUCCUCCUUACAUCAGAGGCGUCCCCACCAGAUUGGCUGGGGGAGCUGGAGAGACUCUCGCCGCUUGUCACGCUAGUUUGA